Molecule: messenger RNA, 2756 nt
Organism: Thalassophryne amazonica
Lineage: Eukaryota; Metazoa; Chordata; Actinopteri; Batrachoidiformes; Batrachoididae
Gene: tasp1
Product: taspase, threonine aspartase, 1
Exons: 15
Coding region: 239-1516 (425 amino acids)
Biological process (GO): protein maturation
Molecular function (GO): threonine-type endopeptidase activity
Source: RefSeq, a predicted model, not a curated record
GCAACGCGUAUCUGAACCAGGAAGUAUUUCCGAAAGCGUGUAGCUAGUUAUGUGCGGCACAGAGGGCGUUUUAAGCAGUUUGUCACAGUUGCAUUCAUGAACCCAGUUCCAUUUUAUGUGCCUUAAAAGUAAAGGAGCCGGGUAGCGUUGGAGCCACCGUGUAACGCUGCUACAAAGGACGUCAAUCUGCACACUGCGUGGCCUUCACAAUGAAGUUCAUAGUGCAGUCUGGUAAGCCAUGAUUGGCUUGACAAGUUAUGCAGGGGUUAUGGAAAACCUAAUAAACUGUGCUGAUGAGCAGCCGUCAGCCUCUCCUCCGGACAGUUCAAGCUACAAUCAACAAGGGUCAAAUGAACAUCGAAGACCAACAAGAGUUGGUGGAUUUGUUUUAGUACAUGCAGGAGCAGGAUACCAUUCUGAAUCAAAGGCCAAGGAGUACAAACAUGUGUGCAAAAGAGCCUGUCAGCGAGCUGUGGACCAGCUCAAAGCUGGUGCCCUUGCAGUGGAUGCAGUGGCUGCAGCACUGGUUGAACUUGAGGACUCUCCAUUUACCAAUGCUGGGAUGGGAUCCAACCUGAAUUUAUCAGGUGAGAUUGAGUGUGAUGCGAGCAUCAUGGAUGGGAGGUCCCUGCAGUAUGGAGCUGUAGGUGCCAUUAGUGGUAUUAAAAAUCCUGUUUUAGUUGCAAACUGUCUGCUGACUGAAGCAAAAAAAGGGAAACUUUCAGCUGGCAGAAUACCCCCCUGCUUUUUAGUCGGUCGAGGAGCACAUGACUGGGCUGUGACCCAUGGACUACCACCAUGCCCCUCAGAGAAAAUGGCCACUAAAUUUAGCUUAUCUGCAUACAAGAGGAACAAGCGCAAGAUGGAGCUGGCAGAGAAAAUGGAUACAGGACAUAAUCAGACAAAAAAAAGGCGACAGUCAAGCGAAAAUGAAAAUCGCUCAGCUUGUCUCGACACAGUUGGAGCCAUUGUGGUAGACCUGGACGGGAACGUUGCUGCAGCAGUAUCCAGUGGCGGACUUGCCUUGAAACACCCCGGUAGAGUGGGCCAGGCUGCUCAUUAUGGUUGUGGAUGCUGGGCUGAAAAUGCCUGUAAUAUGAACCCUUAUUCUACAGCAGUGAGUACCUCAGGCUGCGGAGAGCAUCUGAUUCGCACUAUGCUGGCACGGGAGUGCUCCUCUGCCAUGCAUUCUGAAGAUGCCCACCAGGCGCUGCUGGAGGCUAUGCAAAACAAGUUCAUCAGCUCACCCUUUCUGGCAUGUGAAGAUCGUGUUUUGGGUGGGGUAAUUGUCUUGCGGUGCUGCAGAUGUGUCGAGACUCAACCAUCUUCAAAUUAUGAGGGUAUACUGGUGGAGUUCCUGUGGAGUCACACCACGGAGAGCAUGUGCGUUGGCUACAUGUCUUCCCAAGACAGCAAAGCAAAGACCCACAUAUCCAGACUGCCACCUGGAACCGUUCCUGGGCAGUCUCUGGCCAUCGAGGGAGGUGUGUGUCGACUGAUGAGUGUAUUGGAGUGAGCUGUACUUUCCUCCUUAUGGGUUUCUUCAGCAGUAAUGCAGUACAAACCCAACCGUUACUUGCGCGCACACACACCUCUCCAGACACUCUUGUGAGACCAGAUGUAAUAAGCUUGAGCUGUUUUAACAGGUGUUCAGGAAGGAAGAAAGGGUGUUGGCGUCUUUUUAGUGCACUUAAAAACCUUCCCUUUGCCACCGUUUCCCUCCAGCAUGCACUCUAUGCCAAUUUGCACCCUCCCCAAGCUUUCCAGCAUCACCUGGAUUAGACUUGAUGCACCAGACGUCCCUGUUGUCCCUUUUGUUCAACUCAGUGAGGCAACCUUCCUUUUCUAUAUAAACUAAGAUGAGGAAAACAGGGUGGACACUCAUUGGAUUUUUUUGUUUUUGUUUUGUUUUGUUUUAUAACAAAGUUGUGACUAUUUUCAAACUUUUUGGAACUUAUUUUUAUUGUUAAAAUACUUUUUUGAGUUAAGUCAAAAAUGCACCUUGUUAGAUGCCUGCUAUUCAAAUAAAUACUAUGAAUGGGACAUUUAUAGCUGUGUAUUGGAUGCCGACGUUAAAAGGCUUUGCAAAGUUAUGUGAUCCACUCCUUUGUACGGAGACACAUAUAAUGCCAUUUAUCCCAGCAACAUAUUAUGUCAUGUAACAUUGUAUGUAUCUUAGAUCAUAGUGAAUUCUGUAACUAUUAUAGCCAUAGAUUUUUUUUUUUUUUGCUUUGAUAGAACAUUUAAAAAUGUGAAUGGAUAACUUGUGCUGCAUGUGCAAAAUCUAAGUCAGUUUAUGUUGUAUUUCAGGCGUGGAAACGGGAAGCUAUGCAUUUACAGAGUGACGCUGAUACUAUAGUGCUCAGGUAGGCGUGCUUGACCCCCGCCACCAAAUGUGACUGUUAGUCGUCAUUUAAAAACAGUUUAUAUUUGUAUAGUCACAUUGACGAAGAGAUGUAUUUUCUUGUUAAGAGAGAAAAAUGACUGCUAAAAGAUAAUUUAUGCAUUUGAAAAUCUGUAACGGUGCUCUUGAGAAUUGUGCUUGAUAGGAAUAUAGACCUAAAUAAUUAUACUUUUUUUCGUGUUGGUUUCCUUUACUCUGUUAAUAAUGAGAGUUCAAAUCUCCACAAGUCUUUAUCAGAGCUUGUUUUAUGUUUACUUGAAAUUGCAACUAAUAUAAAUUGAUAUAAGCUAUGGGAAUUGUAAUGUGUACACAACUCUCCACAGUGCUCCAAAAUAAAAUCUAUGUUGCUAAU